UGAGAAAGAAAAAUAAGAAAAUCCUCUACAACAUAAUUCUGCCGGAUAUCGCCAGGGAUCUACUCUCCAAACACGAUGAGACGUAUCUACAUAGCACGACCCAUGAUGACGUUGGUGUUAUGUUUGCUGCUUGUCCUCAUUUUGACGAAUUCUACACCGAAAAUUGCAAUUAUGAAGAUGGUCUUGGAUGUCUGCGCUUCCUCAAUGAAAUAAUAUCGGACUACGAUGAGUUAUUACAGGAACCCGAAUUUGCCAACCUGUGUAAGAUAAAAACUAUUGGUGCUACCUACAUGGUUGCCAGUGGUCUGCAGAAACAUAUCGACGAUAUCUCCAUGGAGGAAAAUGGAAGAUGCAGACGACGGGAACACCUCGGAACACUUCUGCAAUUUGCGUUAAAAAUGAUGGAAGUUAUAGAGGAUAUUUCCAGGGAAUCGUUUACCAACUUCCAGCUCAGAAUAGGUAUAAACCAUGGUCCAGUCAAAGCUGGCGUCAUAGGAGCUCAUAGGCCUCACUACGAUAUAUUUGGUAACACUGUCAAUGUGGCUAGUCGUAUGGAGAGCACUGGCGUCAUAGGGGAAAUACAGGUACUGAAGUCGACAGCUCAAACUCUACAGAGGCUCGACUACAAUUUCAAACUAAGGGGCUUGAUAGACGUUAAAGGGAAAGGGAGACUCGCGACGUACUUUCUGUUAAGGACAGACAAAUCAGUUUCGUCACCUCACGAGGAGCCGUCAUUUCUAUAAUGGAGGUGUGUUCUGUGAGCGUUUAUUGUCAUCAACGGCGAAAGGGAUGUGUCGGAGGUUUGAGUGGCUUGUAAACGGGUUUUAUCUGGUUUGUGUUUUUCAUUUUAACAUGGCGUAUUUAUAAAUAUAGUGCCCUUUCGGUUAGAAAACACGAUGUUUCACCAGGGCGAAAUAUUUUAUUAUCCCGAAAUGGAACAAAAACACAACAGUGCAGGUGGUCUGGCUUUCGCGACAUUGUUAUUGUCAUACCUCAUUCACUCGGAACACAUAUGUGGUGCGUCUAGCCCAAUUUUUCUAGAGAUGCUCCGAAUGAGAGAAAUUUGGCAGGAGAAACUCGAGCGCGCUAGAUUGAAACGAAUUUAUAUUUCCCCGUAAUGUGAUCGAUAUAAUCCAAUUCGACCAACUUUAAUAGAGAUUAGGUAAAUAUAAAUACAACUUUAAACAUUGUCAUUCAGCACUACGAUAAUGUUUCGGCAUUUCCGCAUUCAAUUUUACGACGUAUCAGUGCAAUGGGCGUUAUUCAGUCAGACUCGUUCGUAUAUUUUUAUACACACACAUGCUUGUGAAGUACGGACCACAGGCCACUUAAUACUCCGAGUUACGACAGUGACGUCACUUUCGGCCAGUACUACUAACGAAAUAUUUGAUGAAUUGUCUGAACUGAUGGGAUUCAAUCUUUAGGGAGGUUUCAUUAUUAAGUACGAAGUGACAUCCGUCUGCUAUAUAUAAUGGUUAGGGUUUGCUUCCAUAUUUGGACUGUAUGCAAAUUUGUUGUGCCUUACACAUUUCAAUAUUGGCAAAAUGUCCCGGUUUCAAGAAUAUUGUCUUGUUGAAUGUUACUUCUGCGUCACAGCAAACACGGUCCAAAACCGAUGUAAUGGAAGAAUUUGUUUUUAUCAAAAAUCUUAUAAGUAAGUUUUGACAUUUUUCAUCAUCAUUGUAUUUCCUUAGUAAUUUGAGGCCAUAUGUAUAUUUAUUUCAUCAUGUAUGUUUUAUGGGAAAAGACGGAUUGUAAGUUUUUAAACUUGUGUCUGAUCCCAUUUGUAUAUUUGCAAAUAAAAUAUGUUUAAAUCAAAAUAUUCAACCCUUACUUAGCGCAGAGAUGUAUAAAACCAGAAAAAAAUACGAUUUUGUCUCUCUAUG
This is a messenger RNA of Mizuhopecten yessoensis (Yesso scallop), 1886 nucleotides long. RefSeq names its product adenylate cyclase type 4-like. Gene Ontology annotation, molecular function: adenylate cyclase activity. The record is from RefSeq and is a predicted model, not a curated record. Lineage: Eukaryota; Metazoa; Mollusca; Bivalvia; Pectinida; Pectinidae. Gene Ontology annotation, biological process: adenylate cyclase-activating G protein-coupled receptor signaling pathway; intracellular signal transduction; cyclic nucleotide biosynthetic process. Bases 120 to 743 code for a protein of 207 amino acids. The transcript is spliced from 6 exons.